AUGGAGAUUAAUGAUGAUGAUCAUGUGUCAAGAAGGUGGUUUAAUGUUGAAUCUGUGCCAAAGAGUCAUGUUUUUUCCGAUGAAGAUAGACCUGGGAAUCAACAAAUCCCUCUCUGUAAUACAAUCCCAAUCAUUGAUCUUGAAAACAAUUCAUCCAACUUAUCUGAAACAAUCAUUCAAGCAUGCCAAGAAUAUGGCUUUUUCCAGGUGAUUAAUCAUGGGGUUUCUGAGGAUGUAAUAAGUGAAGCAAUGAAAGUUAUGGAGGAGAUAUUCAACAUGCCUGUGGAGGAAAUCAAGAAAGAGGUGUCUAAUUAUUCAAGUGGUUGGGUUUAUAUGGGAAGUACAAGUUUUGCAGCCAAAGGUGCUCAUUUGUGGCGAGACAAUCUUAAGCAUCCAUGCCACCCUCUUGACGAAUGCAUGCAUCGUUGGCCCCGAAACCCGCCCCGCUAUAGGUAUAUUAUAUUCAUUCAUUCAUUCAUACAUUUUCAAUUAUCGGAUCGGACUAAAUCUUUUUGGUGUAGGGAUGUUGUGGGAGCAUACAUAAAGGAAAUAAGAAGAUUGAGUUUAGUAAUCCUGGAGCUGAUUAGUGAAGGAUUGGGAUUAGAGGAAGGAUACCUAGGAGGGAUAAGCCAAGUCCAAUUUCUUACGGCGAGUAAUUAUCCGGUUUGCCCGGAUCCAACUCUCACACUAGGAUUACUUAAUCACUUUGAUCAUAGCCUAAUCACAAUUUUGUACCAAGGAAAUGUUGAAGGCCUUCAAUUUCUCAAAGAUGGCAAGUGGAUUGGAGUUGAGGCUAUCCCUAAUGCAUUUCUUGUCAACAUUGGCACCCAAAUUGAGGUAAUUUACGAAAUUCCGUCUCGGUUCGAACAAUCAAUCGUCUCUCGGUGUUUUGUGCAGAUUAUAAGCAAUGGGAAGCUGAGAAGUGCAGCUCAUAGGGUGGUGACAAAUCAAGAAGCAGCAAGAACAACAAUUGCUACAUUUAUCAAUCCUAGCCCGGAUUGCAUAAUCCAACCAGCAAAACUUCUGAUUGAUGAAGAUAAUCCUCCAAUCUAUCAACCCUUAUCCUUCAGGGAUUUUGUUAAUGUUUCCAAACCUUUUGGACCUUUUACUGAUGCACUUCAAAAUGGUGUCUGUACCUUAAAAAAGUAAUUAAUAAAUGGACAAUUUUCAUUGGUUAUUUUCCCAG
Molecule: messenger RNA, 1186 nt
Organism: Erythranthe guttata (spotted monkey flower)
Lineage: Eukaryota; Viridiplantae; Streptophyta; Magnoliopsida; Lamiales; Phrymaceae
Source: RefSeq, a predicted model, not a curated record